CACCGAUCAGAGGAAAGAGCCGAUGACGUCGGCUCUGUCAUGUGAUCAUCUGUGUCCAAUCACAGCGAUCGCAUGUAAAUAAGGAAAUGCCAGUUAUCGGCAAGGGGACAUCUACACUGAUCAUCAGGGUAAUGAUGAUCAGUGUAGCCCCAUCAGUGCCACCUGUCAGUGCCCAUUAGUGUACAUCAAUGCCACAUAUCAGUUCCUACCAGUGCACAUCAAUGCUACAUAUCAGUGCCCAUCUGAGCUGCCUUUUAGUGCCACCUAUCAGUGAGUGCCCCCUGAGUGCUGCCUUUCAGUGCUACCUUUCAGUGACAGUCAGUGCUGCCUUUCAGUGCCCGUCUAUG
This is a messenger RNA of Staurois parvus, 347 nucleotides long. The record is from the annotation of a GenBank genome assembly. NCBI's taxonomy places the organism in Eukaryota, Metazoa, Chordata, Amphibia, Anura, Ranidae.